Messenger RNA from Paramuricea clavata, 1982 nucleotides. The record is from the annotation of a GenBank genome assembly. NCBI's taxonomy places the organism in Eukaryota, Metazoa, Cnidaria, Anthozoa, Malacalcyonacea, Plexauridae.
CGAGAUCUGACGACAUUUCUUCAUGCAAAUUCACAUAAUGUUUCAAUUGUCGCGUCUCUCAAAAAGAAAAUUGACUUACAAAGCUAUGUCUGCUCUUUAAAACUUUUAAUUAUCGAUAAUGUGAAAUGUAAACCAUUGUAGUUAUGUUUCUUUUAACCUUGGGGAUUUUGAAUUGAACUUUUGGCAAAUAAAACGACGAAAUAAUGGCGUGCAGUAAAUACGAGGUUGGGUAUGAAGACAAUCGCUUCGAGAUGGUUGUCAGUCAAAGAUUUCACUGCCCCAUUUGUUUCUUGGUUCUUAAAGAUCCCGUUAUGUGCAAGAACGAACACUACUAUUGUUCUUCAUGUAUGAAAAAGCAUUUGGAAAACUCCUCGUUCUGUCCGACGUGCCUUGAACACCUCAGUGUCGACACACUGAGGCCAGCUUCGAGGAUUGUCAAUGAUUAUAUAUCUGAGCUGAAUAUUCAGUGUGAUUUCUACCCCAGAGGAUGCCCUGAAAUGGUUCAAGUUGAAAAUCUCAAACGUCACGUUGCAAGUGGAUUCUCUCCCGUGCAAUGUUCGAAUGAUGGAUGCAAUGUUCUCGUGAAUGCCAGCGACAAGCUUCGCCAUGAAACUGAAGUAUGUGAUUUUAGAAAAUUGAAAUGUCAUGACUGUGGCCAACUCAAGAACGAAGUGAAACAACUGAAAGAUGAAAUGUUGGGAAUGAAAGGUGAAUUGAAAGUAAUGAUUAAAAAUGAAAUGAAGGGAAUGAAAGAAGAAAUGAAAAAUGAAAUGAAAGAAGAAAUGAAAAAUGAAAUGAAAGAAAUAGUUAUGAAUGCAGUGCGAGAUGUAAUGGCGGGAAGAAAAGGUUUCGAAGUUGAAAUGAAGGAUUCAAAGCAAAGAUCACAAGCGACAUGUUCUUCAGAUGUGAGAGAAAAUAUCUUUGUAGUUGGAGGGCAACACAAGCAGGGUGGGAGAAGUGUGAAGAAUAAAUCCACAGAGUGUUUCAACUUGGCUGACCAAACCUGGACAUUGCUUGAUUCUGCAGUAUUUGAAGGUCGUACAUGCUCUUGUUCAUUUCUGUAUCAAGGUCAAAUGGUAGUCGUUGGAGGAAAUGAUGAUGGUGGCAACAAAACAAACACAAUGAAAUGUUUGAAUGUUGCACAUUCAGCCGCCACGUGGAAAGAUUUUGCUGGCAAACUUCCUGUCAAGUGCUCUAGUCAUAAAGUUCUCAAUCAUAACGAUCGGCUCUUUAUGUGUGGAGGAUGGGUUCAAGCUACUGAUGGAGGGCUUCCCAUACGUUCUAAUGUUGUCUAUGAGGUGCAGUUGGUUCCACCAUAUUCCAGUAAGAUGUUGACAAGGUUACCACAACCAAGAUCUGAUCAUGGCAUGGAAAUGUUUGAUCAGAAAUUGUUUAUUCUUGGAGGGUAUGAUAGUGAGAGGGUCACAGCCAGUGUGGUACAGUAUGAUCUGAUCAAGAAUAAAUGUAAAGAAAUGCCUCCAUUGCCAUAUGUCGUGCAAGAUUUGGCUACUGUUGUAUGGAAAAAUAACGUGCUUGUAAUUGGUGGGUUGAAUGCAGAUAGAGCCUGCUUGAAUACAGUGGUAAUCUACGACGUCAUCACAGGACGUUCUCGAAUGUUGCCAUGUAUGAAGCAUAAGCGGUCCGGUUGUACAGCGGUUUUAACUGGCAAUAUUGUAGUGGUUAUGGGAGGGAGGAAUGAGAAGGGCGAAGAUCUCAAGUCAGUGGAAUGUUUUGAUUUACAACGUAAAAUUUGGCAAGACUUGCCCGACAUGCUUGAACCGAGAGCUCAUGCCACUGCAGUGAUCAAACCAAACCACUGAACUCAAAGGACAUAGUUGUUCUAAUUAGACUAUACCAAUUAAGGGGCCGAUUACAUGGAGAACUUUCAACCCCGGGGUUGAACUCAGCCCUGUUAACCGGGUUGAAAUUGUUUGCGAUUACAUGGACGAUUUCAACCCCAGGGUUGAAACGCUAUAUACUAU